This is a messenger RNA of Dictyostelium purpureum, 1491 nucleotides long. RefSeq lists its product as uncharacterized. Gene Ontology annotation, cellular component: nucleus. Gene Ontology annotation, molecular function: DNA-binding transcription factor activity, RNA polymerase II-specific; DNA binding. The coding region runs from base 1 to 1491 and encodes 496 amino acids. Gene Ontology annotation, biological process: regulation of transcription by RNA polymerase II. Lineage: Eukaryota; Evosea; Eumycetozoa; Dictyosteliales; Dictyosteliaceae. The record is from RefSeq and is a predicted model, not a curated record. The transcript has a single exon.
AUGGUUAAAAAUAAGGCCUAUAAUACCGCUACUAUCAAUGCUUUAAAUGCUAUAAGUGCCCCCGAUGCUAUCUUUGGUAUAAUUGAUCUAAACGAUGUAAAUUCUGAAUAUGUUGUAGAUCCAAAAUUAAAAUCUAAAAUUACCAAAGCAAUAUUAGAGUAUUGCUUCGAUAAAAACCCAUUCCCAGACUCCAUCGAGAAAGAGAUCAUCGCCUGCCAAUUAGAAAUGAAUGUCAGUCAAGUCGUCACAUGGUUCAAACACAAGAGGGAAAACUUAAGGAAAUCUAACAAUACAUCUUACAAAGAUUCAUAUGUCUCAAAGUUUUCUAGAAACACCAACGAGUUAAACUUUUUCUUCCACAAUUACCCAUUUCCCGCUGAAGAGAACAUUGCGUACUUUGCAUUAAUCUAUGGUGUUACCAAAGAAAAGAUCAAAAUAUGGUUCAAAUCUAAAAGAAACAGCAAGAAAACAACACAUAUAUUCAUUGGCAAUGGUAUCGUCGAUAAAUCUUCAUACAAUCCAAGCCGUCAUCUUGGUAAUUUCUAUCAUUUCUAUGAACACGAAUAUGAUGUUAAUACUGAUACAGUUCCAGAGGGUGAAUAUAAACCAAAACGUAUUAAAACUUUUGACAAUGGAGUUUACUCUAUUACCAACAUCUCAGAAUCCAAAAAGAGAGAUCUUUUAAUCCAAAGAAGAAAAAGGGAUCAAAAAACUUUAGAAUUAAAUGAAAAAACAAAUCAAGAUGAUACUGCUACUACUACUGCUGCUACUACUACUACUACUACCACCACUGCUGCCACAAAGAAGAUAGCUACCCAAAAUCCAAUUCAAUCGAACGAUAAUGUUUGCUUUUUUAACAAUAACAAUGUUAAUAUCUAUAAUAAUAAUAAUAAUGAUAUUAAUAAUAGUAAUAAUAAUAAUAAUAACAAACAUAUCACUGUUUUAGAGGAUUUUGUCGGUUUUAGAUCUUAUAAUAGAGCUGCACCAUUUAAUCAUUUGUCCAAUCAAAAUAAUAUUUUUAAUAAUAACAUCGGUAAUAAUAGUAUUAAUAGUAUUAAUAAUAAUAACAACUGUAAUUAUUCAUUCAAUAAUACCACUCAUAAUAUAAAUAAUAUGAAUAUGAAAAUGAAUAAUAGUUACAAUUAUACCUACAAUCCAAACUUUAAUUCAUAUUCCAAUUACUAUAAAACAAAUAUUGAUACUACAAAUAUGACAAAGCUUUCCAAUGAUGUCAAUUUAAAUAUCAACAGAAACAUUGUUUUUGAUACUAUUCCAGACAAUAAUAUUAAUAAUGGUGUUAUCAGUUAUAAUUAUAAUAUGAAUAAUAAUAAUAAUAUGAAUAACAAUAUGAAUAAUAAUAAUAAUAAUAAUAUGAAUAAUAAUAAUAUGAAUAAUAAUAUGAAUAAUAAUAAUAUGAAUAAUAAUACAUCUAAUAACAUUGACAAUUCAAACAAAAAAUUAUUAAUCAGUUUUUUAGUCAAUAACAAAUAA